UGGCAAUCAAAUGAUAACCAAUAAUUGAGUCUUUCAAUAAAAUGUAAACAAAAUAAAUAUAAAAACUGUCACACUUUCUUUAAUAUUAGAUUGGUUAUAAAGUGUUUUAAUGUAAUGAAGACAGAACAAUCGUAGACAGACAAUCUUGUUAGUCGACCUUGAGCUCUCAUAUAAUGGGAAAUCAAUAACUAAGGCUCUUAUUUCUAUCAUAUUAGUUGUUAGGAAUAUAAACAGUAUAUUGGAUGACGUUUAUCCCAUUUAUUACCAUUUGGAUCAUUUAAAACUGGUUAAAAGACUGAUUUGACAUGCCAAAUUUAAAUGAACCACAUAGAAAAUUGAAAUCUCUGUAUGCAGGAUACAUAUGUAUCGAAUCUAAACUUGGUAUGAGAACAAUGAAUCAGGCUAUUCAAACUGUACUAAAGAACGUACAUCCAGAUCAAUGGCUUCCAGUAUAUGUUUCAAUAUCUCCAUCAACAGUCAAUUUCUAUUAUCAAAAACAUAUUGUUGUAAAUCUUCGCGUUUGCUCAGUUCCAUUUUUCGGGAUUUACAAUAAAGAUGAAAAAAUUUGUGGUAUUAUACAACAUACAGCUGAUAAUUUAUUUUUAUGUCAUGUUUUAACUUGUCCAACAAAUGCUAUGGAAUUAUGUAAAACACUUAAAGCAGCUUGUGAAUUACGCUAUCAACAAUGUGUGGACUCAAGAAUGUUUAACACUCACAAACCAAGUAAUAACUCAUUAGAUGAAUCAAAAACGAGAUUAGCAGGACAUCCAGAUAUAAAGAAUGACCAAAUUUUACACAUGAAUAUCAUCAGUCAACUGGAAAAAGUAAAGUGUGGAUUAUUUCGAAGAAUCUAUCAACAGAAAAAUUGGGUUAAAUUUAAUUUAUUACCCUAUUCAAGUGAUGUAAGUCUAUCGGAUAAGCUUAAAUUUUACGAUAAAUAUAAUAAAGAAACUACUGACUUUCAUCAUUUAUUAUAAUUUAUAAAACUGUACACCAAUUACUGUUAUUCUUCAAGACGAUGUUAGUAACAUAA
This is a messenger RNA of Schistosoma margrebowiei, 1033 nucleotides long. NCBI's taxonomy places the organism in Eukaryota, Metazoa, Platyhelminthes, Trematoda, Strigeidida, Schistosomatidae. The record is from the annotation of a GenBank genome assembly.